AGGCUUACGCUACCUCUCUCUCUCUCGAUCUCCCGUGUCUCGAUUCGCCCGAGAAGACCAAACUGCCCCUCGCCCCCGAAGCCAGAAGGGAGAGGGCGAGAGCUCGUCACGCCAGACGCCACUCGCCUGCGAACCAGGCCGGAGCUAGGCGGCGAUGGAGGUUGCGGAGCUAUGGGAGACGCUGAGGCAGGCAAUCGUGUCGUACACGGGGCUGUCCCCGGCGGCCUUCUUCACGGCCGUGGCGGUCGCCGCGGCCCUGUACCACGUCGUGUCGGGGCUCUUCGCGGCACCCCCGCCCCCGCCGCGGCGCCCACGGGAGGAGCCGGAGCCGGAGCCGCUUCCGCCGCCCGUGCAGCUCGGGGAGGUCUCCGAGGAGGACCUCCGACAGUACGACGGGUCCGACCCUAAGAAGCCCCUGCUCAUGGCCAUCAAGGGUCAGAUCUACGACGUCACUCAGAGCAGAAUGUUCUAUGGACCUGGUGGGCCUUAUGCACUGUUCGCCGGUAAAGAUGCCAGCAGAGCCCUGGCCAAGAUGUCCUUCGAGCCACAGGACUUGACUGGUGACAUCUCUGGCCUUGGUCCUUUUGAGCUUGAUGCCUUGCAGGACUGGGAAUACAAGUUCAUGAGCAAGUACGUGAAGGUUGGUACUGUCAAGAAGACCGUCCCUGUCAAAGACGGCAACACCACAAGCACCUCCCCUGGAGCCAAUGAGACCGCCGCCGGGGCAGAACCCGAGAAGGCACUGGCAACUGAAGAGAAGCCAAGGGAGGUAGUUGGGGAGGAGGUGAAAGAGAAGGAAGCCGCAGCUGAUGAAGGCGCCAAGGAAAGUUAGAGCGUUUCAGAACUUCCUGCCGUUGCGGCAAUAAUACGACAUGGACCCGUUCGGUUCAUGUCAGGGCCCUGCAUAUCAGCAACUUAGCCUGUGUAACUGGAUAUGUAAUUCGUACCAGCGGCAUGGACCUGGAGGUUCUGGUACUUUAUAUUAUUAGUCGUCCUUGGGGAUUUGAACCCGGGGUGUCCUCUGUUAAUAUACUUGAUCGUGGAUAAUAAUGUGUGCCUUUUUGAAGAAGAGUUAUUUUAGUA
This is a messenger RNA of Phragmites australis (common reed), 1083 nucleotides long. RefSeq names its product membrane steroid-binding protein 1-like. The transcript has 2 exons. Bases 155 to 832 code for a protein of 225 amino acids. Lineage: Eukaryota; Viridiplantae; Streptophyta; Magnoliopsida; Poales; Poaceae. The record is from RefSeq and is a predicted model, not a curated record. Gene Ontology annotation, cellular component: membrane; endomembrane system.